Molecule: messenger RNA, 1149 nt
Organism: Gastrolobium bilobum
Lineage: Eukaryota; Viridiplantae; Streptophyta; Magnoliopsida; Fabales; Fabaceae
Exons: 3
Coding region: 1-1149 (382 amino acids)
Source: RefSeq, a predicted model, not a curated record
AUGGGUUCUAGAUCACGUUGGCGCCAGAGUUGGGCUCCACAGCCAUUGACACCCUUAAUGGAAGGCCCUGAUCCUGAGAUGCAAGAAGAAGGAACCAAAAAAGAGAGCUCUUGGGAAGUCAUAAGGGAAUGGUUCAGGACUCAGAAGAUCUCCCCUGGAAGCAGCUUUUCACAAUCAUUCUAUGGAACUAUGCAUGCCAAGACACAAGAUUUGAGGUUAUUGCUUGGUGUAUUGGGCUGUCCUCUGGCUCCAAUUCCCUCUGCCCAUGAUCCCACUCUUAGCAUUCACAUCAAAGAUACCCCAUUUGAAACUUCAACUGCCAAAUACAUUAUACAGCAGUAUUUGGCUGCAACUGGGUGCCUAAAACAGCAAAAGGACACUAAAAAUAUGUAUGCAACUGGGAUGGUGAAGAUGAUUCGCUGUGAGACUGAGAUUUCGUCUGGGAAGAAUGUCAAGUGUUUAGGGACAAGAAGCAGUGAAAAUGGAUGCUUUGUUCUUUGGCAAAUGCAACCAGGAAUGUGGUCACUUGAAUUGGUGGUUGGUGGCCAUAAGGUGGUUGCUGGUAGCAAUGGCAAAACCGUGUGGCGACACACACCAUGGCUAGGAACACACGCAGCCAAAGGCCCCCAACGCCCAUUGCGUCGCAUUAUUCAGGGCUUGGAUCCGAAGAGCACAGCAAGUUUAUUCACAAAUGCACAAUGCUUGGGCGAGAAUCGAAUCGGGACAGUUGAUUGCUUUGUGUUAAAGGUUUGCGCUGAUCGUGCGGCCGUGAUUGAAAGGAGUGAGGGGCCCGCAGAGGUGAUAAGGCACAUACUAUAUGGCUACUUUUGCCAAAAGAGUGGGCUCCUCAUAUAUUUGGAAGACUCACACCUCACAAGGGUUCCAACCCAAGAGAAUGAUACGGUGUAUUGGGAGACCACCAUAGGAAGCAGCAUCGGCGACUAUAGAGACGUUGAUGGGGUCUUGAUCGCGCAUCAAGGGCGAUCCAUCGCGACGGUGUUCCGGUUUGGUGAACUCUCGAUGCAGCAUAGCAGAACCAGGAUGGAAGAGACCUGGACUAUUGAUGAUGUUAUGUUUAAUGUACCUGGACUCUCCAUGGAUCAUUUCAUUCCUCCUGCUGAUAUCUUUGACAAUAUAAAUUCUCCAUGA